AUGGAUCUCCUCUGCAUCUUGUUGCUCUCAAUUCUGACAGCUUACGGUAAAGGUGAUGCUAAUGAACCAAAAUCAGUUGUCAUAGAAACACCUUCCGGUCCAGUAAGAGGUUACCAUGAGCUGGUAAAAAAUUAUCUUUCAGUCUAUCGAUUCAUUAGAAUCCCCUAUGCGAAGCCCCCGGUCGGAGAUCUCAGGUUCCGAAAGCCACAGCCAGUCGAAAGAUGGACGGAAGUACAAGGAAUUCCUGAUCUCCAUGGACCGGCGUGCAUGCAACAAGAUAUUGGAUUGGGCAUAGACUAUACCCCGGAAUAUUCCGAAGACUGCCUUCAACUGAAUGUUUACGUCCCGGGGGAAGUUUCUCCAAAACAGAGUCUAUCUGUAAUGGUGUGGGUCCAUGGGGGAGGAUUUGUAGUAGGAUUUGCUGGUGAGACAAACGGUCAGAGACUAGCAGCGGAAGGUGACGUCAUUGUGGUAACGAUUAAUUACAGACUGGGAUUAUUUGGCUUCUUGAAUCUACAUGAUCCUGUAUCUAAGGGGAACUAUGGACUUUGGGAUCAGAUGAUGGCAUUCCGUUGGGUUCAUGAGAACAUAGCAGCAUUUGGAGGAAAUCCUUAUUCUGUAACUAUUUUCGGUGAAUCGGCUGGAGGAAUGAGUGUCCAUUUUCAGACUUUGAUACCGGCAAAUACUGGGAUGUUCCAAAGAGCUAUUUCCAUGAGUGGUGUAGUAAACAGACAGGUCAUCACUGCAGAUUCCGACAUCGAUAAAAUGAACGAGAGAAUUUCGGAAAAGACGAGCUGUCCAAUACAGAACAAAGCUGAGUUUUUCGCUUGUCUCCAGAAAAUUCCAGCUAGCGAAGUUUUACAUGCUGUCAAUAUUUAUGAUUUUAUGGCUUCCGAUAACUUUACAGUAGAAAUGUUGAUGGGUCCAAGCAUGGACGAUGAAUUGAUUACGAGCAAGCUGUACUUUACAAUGCAUGAUGAUAGUUCUCCGGAAGGACAGUUCUUCCGGUCUUUGGAUUUUAUGACAGGAACUACAAGUGCGGAAGGAUCGCUGUUGUAUUUCACUCUUAUGCCCGAACUCCAAGAGACUUAUAAUUUCUCUGUCGAGAAAGGGAUUCCCAGGCACGUCCUCUGUAAUGUCAUAAUACCCGGCCUAGUGCAAGAGUUGUUUGGCAACAAACCGGAAUUGAGUAAGAAACUAUGUGAGUUUUACACAACAGAUAAAGGAGACGAUGACCAAAGUAAUCGAGCCACUGACUUCUACGGAGAUAGUGUGAUGGUCGCUCCAGCAACUAGUGCUCUCAUUGCGCAUGCCAGAAACAAUGCCAAUCACAAAACCUACCACUAUAUUUUGUCUGCCACAAGCCCCCUCCCCUUUGGUCCGCCUCCUCCGCCAUGGUUUAGAGGAGCGGGUCACGCGGACGACCUGUAUCAUCUUUUUGACAUGCCUGUCCUUCCGGUUUACAAUCACACAGAAGAAAGACAUAACAGACUCAGUGAAAAGAUUAUCCGCUAUUUCUCGAAUUUCGCCAAAACUGGAGAUCCAAAUUCUGAGGAAACUCCUGUGAGGUGGCCGACCUAUGACAUCAAGAAGCGGGAAUAUCUCGAUUUUGACUUCGAAAUCUCUGUGAAGAAAGAUUUUAAUGUUGGAGCUACAAGAAUAAUGCAUCCUGAACUGAAGGAACUUUGGGAUGAUAUAAAAGAAGAACUAUGAACUAG
Messenger RNA from Saccostrea echinata, 1718 nucleotides. RefSeq names its product liver carboxylesterase 1-like. The transcript is spliced from 2 exons. The record is from RefSeq and is a predicted model, not a curated record. Bases 1 to 1713 code for a protein of 570 amino acids. NCBI's taxonomy places the organism in Eukaryota, Metazoa, Mollusca, Bivalvia, Ostreida, Ostreidae.